AUUGUAUUACUUUUGUUAGAAUUUUAUUUUUGACCUAAUAAUUUAAUUAUAGUCAUAAUUUUCUAAAGUACGCAAAAAUAUGAAAUUGCUUACUUUUGUAACCAAUAAGAUUAAAGAGAAAUAAAAUAAUAUUUAAAAUGAAUUUGCCUAUCUUUCAUAUGUUUUAUGUUAUGUCUUAAACCAAGCUAUUAAGUGUGUUAGCACCGUGAGAACGGUGGACGGUGAAUUGUAGGAAAGAUACGAGAUUGUAGAUAUUAACUUUGUAGUUAUCAUACGCAAUGUAAUGUUUAUAUAAGGUAUAAUAUUAUUUGUGUGAUUUGUUAAGAUAGUUUAUAUUAUUAUCUAUGUAAAAGGAUAAAUAUAAAUAUAUAUUUAUACUUAAAAUUAAAUACAAUUAAAAGAUAUUUUUUUAUAUUAAAUAUAAUGAAUAUAAAUACAAGUAUUACUCGAUGUUAUAUAUAAUUCUUCAUUAAAUAUAAAAAAUGUCAAAUACAAUAAGUGGAAAAAACUUGUUACGACCAGCUGGAUUGCAAUGUAAAAAUCUUCAAGAAUAUUUAAAAUCACGUCCACCAGAAGUAUUAAACAAAUUAUAUCAUAAUCCUCCAAUUUGCUUGGCUGUGUUUCGGGAAUUGCCAGUAAUAGCAAAACAUUAUGUUAUGCGAUUAUUAUUUGUUGAACAACCUGUACCUCAAGCAGUUAUUGCCUCCUGGUGUUCUAAACUUCAUUUUGAGGAACAUCAAAAAGUAGUUUUGAUACUAAAUGAACUAAAUGUAUGGAAAGAAGCAUCAAUACCAGGUGGACUACCUGGAUGGAUUUUAAAUACUACAUUCAAGAAAAACUUAAAAAUCGUUCUUUUGGGAGGUGGAAAACCAUGGACAAUGUCAAACCAAUUAGAAACUGAUAGUAAACCUAGAGAUGUUGCAUUUUUAGAUUCAUAUGCAUUAGAAAGGUGGGAAUGUGUUUUACAUUACAUGGUUGGAUCACAACAGCAAGAAGGUAUAUCUGCUGAUGCUGUUAGAAUUCUUUUACAUGCUGGCUUGAUGAAGCGAGAUGAAGCUGAUGGAAGCCCAGUUAUUACACAAGCAGGUUUUCAAUUUUUGUUAUUGGAAACUGCAUCGCAGGUGUGGUACUUUAUUUUACAAUACCUAGAUACGAUAGAAGCAAGAGGACUUGACCUAGUUGAGUGUCUUACUUUUUUAUUUCAAUUAAAUUUCUCGACACUUGGUAAAGAUUAUAGUACUGAAGGAAUGUCCGAAGGUCUGUCAACAUUUUUACAACAUUUAAGAGAAUUUGGUUUGGUUUAUCAAAGAAAACGAAAAGCUGGAAGAUUUUAUCCCACAAGAUUAGCAUUAAAUAUUGCAACUGGGCAAAAUAAACCAUUGUCUAGAGAUCCAGAGAAGGAAGGUUACAUUGUUGUUGAAACAAAUUACAGAGUAUAUGCUUAUACAAACUCGAAUUUACAAGUAGCUUUACUUGGACUAUUUUGUGAGAUGUUAUAUAGGUUUCCAAACCUAGUUGUGUCAAUAUUAACAAGAGAUUCUGUACGUCAAGCUCUGAAAAGUGGAAUUACUGCUGCCCAAAUUGUAGGUUAUUUGCAGCAACAUGCUCAUGGUAAAAUGAUAGAAGCAGGUCCUCCAGUUUUACCACCAACUAUAGUAGAUCAAAUUAAAUUAUGGGAAAAUGAAAGAAAUAGAUUCAUAUUUAGUGAAGGAGUUUUAUAUAGUCAGUUUCUUUCUCAAACUGAUUUUGAAGUGCUUAGAGAUCAUGCUCUUUCUACUGGAGUACUAAUUUGGCAAAACGAAAGGAAACGGACUAUAGUAGUUACGAAAGCAGGUCAUGACGACGUAAAAAAAUUUUGGAAACGAUAUUCCAAAGGUUCCAGUUAGUACAGCAAGAAUAGUGCUAGAAAACUAUUGUUUACAAACAAUUCAUAUAGUAAAAUUUCGUUUUCAAUUAUAAUUAUUUUUUCAUUUUUAAUAUUUGCAAGAUAAAUAAUUCAUUAAAUAUUUUGUUAUAUGCCACAAAGUGUAUAAAGUAUAAAUUUAAAUGUUAUAAAU
Messenger RNA from Bombus pyrosoma, 2057 nucleotides. RefSeq names its product general transcription factor IIH subunit 4 (gene mrn). Gene Ontology annotation, cellular component: transcription factor TFIIH holo complex; transcription factor TFIIH core complex. The transcript is spliced from 7 exons. The record is from RefSeq and is a predicted model, not a curated record. Gene Ontology annotation, biological process: nucleotide-excision repair. The coding region runs from base 483 to 1886 and encodes 467 amino acids. NCBI's taxonomy places the organism in Eukaryota, Metazoa, Arthropoda, Insecta, Hymenoptera, Apidae. Gene Ontology annotation, molecular function: ATPase activator activity; double-stranded DNA binding.